UGAAAAGUAGUCUAAACAAGCAUUCAUUCAUUUUUCCCAUAAACUUUCCCAGCCACAGAACAUGGCAGAAGUUUCAGUGGUAGCUGGAACUCCUACUUGGAUGCACAGCUGACGACCAUAUCAUAAUUACUCAUUGGAGGUUAAAGAAGACAAGUGCCCACUUUCGAUACUCCCUUCCUUCUCUUCGUCCAUCUUUACUCCAAUACAUUUCAUGGACUUGCCUAAAUUUCUUGCCACUGUGUUACUGAUCUGUCUUCUCACCUAUGAAUCCUAUGUGGACGCAGCAUCGGAGGAACAAGAUUUUCUAAGAACUUGUUCGUCUCAUCGCUGCAGCAAACAUGGACCCGAGAUCCGGUUCCCGUUCCGGCUUUCGAUCGACCCACCAUCGUGUGGCGCACCAGGCAUGCAGCUGUCAUGCUCCGGGCAUGACACCAUCCUGGAUCACCAUGUUCUUGGGUCUUGCAGAGUGACCGCGAUCUAUUACAGGCACCGUGUCAUCAACGUCAUCCCGCUUGUGGAAUCAUCGAUGGAAUGCCCACUUCAGAAGCUCAUCUCAACAAAUUUAGAAACUGAUGUGUACAAACAACCUCAAUCAUCACAAGUUACGACCCUGGUACGUUGUUCAACUGAUUUCAUACCAGCGGAUCCAUACAGUAUAGCUGGCCCAGCUUCUUGUCUCAGUAACAACGCUACCCAAUUCUGGUAUUUGGCAUCAUUUUCUGCAUCCAUUACUGAUCUCCCAUGGAACUGUGUGGCCAUUAGUAAAGUCAUCCCAAUACCCUUCACCUAUGAUGAACAUGGCCCUAACUCAGACCCGGACACCUUCAAAGAAAAAGCAAAGGCAGUCGUCAACUUUGGUGAGACAACCUUCACUUGGCACCUCACUACCAUUACCGAUGCCUGCCAACAGUGUGAACAUGAAGGUCGACGCUGUGGAUUUAGCACACAAAGGCGUCAAGCAUUCUGCCAGCAACAUG
Triticum aestivum (bread wheat) is the source of this 977-nucleotide messenger RNA. Its product is annotated as rust resistance kinase Lr10-like. Lineage: Eukaryota; Viridiplantae; Streptophyta; Magnoliopsida; Poales; Poaceae. Gene Ontology annotation, biological process: protein phosphorylation. The record is from RefSeq and is a predicted model, not a curated record. Gene Ontology annotation, molecular function: protein kinase activity; ATP binding; polysaccharide binding.